UUUGUGAUUAUUUAAUGAAAAUUAGUUUAUAAAUGUUUAUAUCAUAUAUGAAACCAAUUGUUGACAAGUGAUGAUCAUUGGAUCAAAUAAACAAUAAGAACAAUGAGAUCCAAGAAGAAUGUCAUCAAAAUGUUGUCUGAUUUGUCUUUAGGUCUAAACGGGUCUCCAUAUCGACAGUCACUGAAGAUUAUUCAAUCCUUAAUCACAGAUAAGCGGACAAAGUUUGAAAAGAUUUGGUGUCAAACAUCCAAACAACCCAUCGUUUUUGAAGACGGAAAGAUAUACUUCAAUAAUCACACCCAUUGUCUCUCUCUUUGUGGUUACGAUAGUCUUCCGUCAACUUUAUAUAAACUUAAGAAGAAUACAAAAAUUAAGAAAUUUGAAGACGUCUUUAUAUAUAGCGGAYCAAUUUACACUACACCACUUCCACGUGAAGAUUAUAAACCAUAUUUUUUUGCCCUCACUUCUGAUAAUUGGCUUAUUAGAUAUGAUAACAUAUCAGGAAAAGUGAUGCAAAAGAUUUAUUUGGGAUCAGUUCAGAGAUAUAGCUUCCGUCACAUAGAUUGGGAAACACAGGGCGAGACUAUUGUCGUUCAGUCAACACUUUUUCCGGGUAUACGGACUCCAAAUCAAAASCUGAGAGUUGUUCAGGCGGUCGCUGUAUUCAAGAUUAUGCCCAUUAGAUUUGUGGCCCUCUUUGAGAUCAAUCAAACGAUUUUCGGCAAAGAAGUCAAUAGCGCCAACAUAUCAGAGGGACUAUUGAUUGUGGGAAUAGGAUCUCAAAAUAACGCAAAAAUUCGUAUUUAUAGUCUCAAUGAAAUUAUUAAAGAAACAAAUUGUUUAUUUGAAGCGAGUCUUAACAAGAAAUGUGAUGAUUUAGGGGGAAAAGUUGGUGAAUACCCGUUUGGAUUGCCAUUAAAUUAUAAGAUAGCAACAGUUCCUCCGGUUUUAUUUGAGGUUAGAUGUAGUGAACAGAAUCUACAUUUCGGUGGAUAUCCAUUUCAUUAUGUGUUCAACCCGUCACAUACUGCAGGAGUGUUUGAGGUACGAGACGUUGCAACCAAUCAACUCUUAGAAAACGGUUGUUUUGAUGUCCCCAACAAUACCACAGAAGCGGAUACAUUAAGUUUUCAUUCAGAUGAUAGCGGAAGACUUAUUUAUGAAUCGGCUAAUUAUAUCAAAUUUUAUAAAAUUUUUAAUGAAAGUAAUAAUAAAAUAAUUAGACAACAAUUUGAAUUGAAAUUCAAAGUUAACGAUAAAAACAUAACCAAUGGUCGUCUUUUUAUUACAAAAAUUAAUGGUCAACGAAGAGCCGCCAAAAAUAUUUGUUAUACUGAAAAUCCAGAGAGACAAAUUCUGGCUUCAGAUUUUGAGAAUGAGUUGGAAUUGUUUUUAUUGUUGGGAAUCAAUACUACCUCUAGAAAGAAGACCAACGGAAUGAUUACUAUYUGUGAUAACGAAACGGGAGAGACGUUACAUGAGUUUCAAUUAGGACUGACUCUCGAUGAAAUGUCUGACUACAGCCUUAUCAUGGAUUUGGAUACAAUAGUAAUAACAAACAGAGAGAUUGGUUCCAAUAAAUUUGAAUGUCAUAUAUACCGUAUGACUAGAGAUAGUUAUAUUAAUUGUGAAAAUGCACUUUUACCCGAUCCAAGUGAUGAAGAUCUUGACCCACGAAAGAGAAAAUUCAAAGACAAUUCAAAGAUUUGA
Molecule: messenger RNA, 1710 nt
Organism: Oppia nitens
Lineage: Eukaryota; Metazoa; Arthropoda; Arachnida; Sarcoptiformes; Oppiidae
Product: DDB1- and CUL4-associated factor 17-like
Exons: 10
Coding region: 103-1710 (535 amino acids)
Biological process (GO): protein ubiquitination
Cellular component (GO): Cul4-RING E3 ubiquitin ligase complex
Source: RefSeq, a predicted model, not a curated record